Messenger RNA from Melanotaenia boesemani (Boeseman's rainbowfish), 876 nucleotides. It is a transcript of the gene her11, whose product is annotated as hairy-related 11. The transcript is spliced from 4 exons. Gene Ontology annotation, molecular function: protein dimerization activity; RNA polymerase II cis-regulatory region sequence-specific DNA binding; DNA-binding transcription factor activity, RNA polymerase II-specific. Lineage: Eukaryota; Metazoa; Chordata; Actinopteri; Atheriniformes; Melanotaeniidae. The record is from RefSeq and is a predicted model, not a curated record. Gene Ontology annotation, biological process: anterior/posterior pattern specification; regulation of neurogenesis; regulation of transcription by RNA polymerase II. Gene Ontology annotation, cellular component: nucleus. Bases 1 to 876 code for a protein of 291 amino acids.
AUGACCAAGAAACUACAAAGCCAAACUCUGGAUGAUGGCAAGAGUAGAAAAAGGAUCCUCAAACCAGUUGUGGAAAAGAAGAGAAGAGAUCGAAUAAAUCAAAGUCUCACUGAGCUGCGAAGUUUGCUGUUGAAUUCAACAUCUGAUUCACGUCUGCAGAAUCCUAAAAUAGAGAAAGCUGAGAUUCUGGACUUGGCUGUGGAAUAUCUUAAGAAGUGGACAGACAGGAAGUACUUGAGUGAUGACUCCACUAGUCGAAUGAGGCCCUCUUUGGUACAACUCGGCUCGGCAGAGCCCAGUGUUCCUCCUUUCCUAGGCAUCGAGAGUGCAGGUUUCCAGCAGUGUGUGUCCCAGCUUGCCAGCUUCAUGCAGAAGAUAACGCCAACACAGCGAGCAGGCCUGAUCGAGGGACUAAAGCAUCACUUAGAGAGUUGGACGUUAAAACCAGACUUCAACCAGAACAUGACUGAGAUGCCCGAUGCUGUAACUGUAGACACCAUCAGCACAUCUGACAGCAGAGAAGGGUCUCCCUGGCUGCUUUUUCCAUCUCAUUCUCCCUUCCAGCCUCUCUCUUGCUCCACACCAUGCCACGACUAUCUGUCCCCCCCUUCCUCCCCCUGGUUCUCUCCUCCUUUCCCCACAUAUGCCACCUCUCCUCCUUUCCCGUCUUUUCCCUGUCACUUCUCCUUCCCCCCCAGUCUGUCUCCUCCAUCCUGUAACACCUCCUUCUUUAGCGUCUCACCAACACUUCCUCACACCAACCCUCUUGGCCUUCACAUCCCCCCACUCACAUCACUAAUACCCCCCUCAAACCUUGCACACAGGGAGGAGUCGGCACCGAACUCUUCCUCAGCCACAUGGAGGCCCUGGCUUUGA